This is a messenger RNA of Budorcas taxicolor (takin), 3311 nucleotides long. It is a transcript of the gene SFXN1, whose product is annotated as sideroflexin 1. The transcript is spliced from 11 exons. Bases 51 to 1019 code for a protein of 322 amino acids. Gene Ontology annotation, cellular component: mitochondrial inner membrane. Lineage: Eukaryota; Metazoa; Chordata; Mammalia; Artiodactyla; Bovidae. The record is from RefSeq and is a predicted model, not a curated record. Gene Ontology annotation, molecular function: monoatomic ion transmembrane transporter activity. Gene Ontology annotation, biological process: serine import into mitochondrion; monoatomic ion transport.
CGGGUUCUGAGGGCCGCGCGGGCUGCAGCCCGUGGGCAGCGUCCAGGAAGAUGUCUGGAGAACUUCCACCAAACAUUAACAUCAAGGAACCUCGAUGGGAUCAAAGCACUUUCGUUGGACGCGCCAAACAUUUCUUCACUGUAACUGAUCCCAGGAACAUUCUGUUGACCAACGAGCAACUGGAGGCGGCGAGGAAGGUAGUCCAUGAUUACAGGCAAGGAAUUGUUCCUUCAGGUCUCACAGAAAAUGAAUUAUGGAGAGCAAAGUACAUCUAUGAUUCAGCGUUUCAUCCUGACACUGGAGAAAAGAUGAUUUUAAUAGGAAGAAUGUCAGCUCAAGUUCCAAUGAACAUGACCAUCACAGGUUGUAUGAUGACAUUUUACAGGACCACACCAGCCGUGCUCUUCUGGCAGUGGAUCAACCAGUCCUUCAAUGCCGUGGUCAAUUACACCAACAGAAGUGGAGAUGCCCCCCUCACUGUCAAUGAACUGGGAACAGCUUACGUUUCUGCAACGACAGGUGCUGUAGCAACAGCUCUGGGACUCAACGCGUUAACCAAGCGUGUCUCUCCGCUCAUAGGACGGUUUGUUCCCUUCGCUGCUGUAGCUGCGGCUAAUUGCAUCAAUAUUCCAUUAAUGAGGCAGAGGGAACUCAAAGUUGGCAUUCCUGUCACAGAUGAGAACGGGAACCGCCUGGGCGAGUCAGCAAACGCUGCCAAACAAGCCAUCACGCAAGUAGUUGUCUCCAGGAUCCUGAUGGCAGCCCCUGGCAUGGCCAUCCCUCCAUUUAUCAUGAAUACUCUGGAAAAGAAAGCCUUUCUCAAGAGGUUCCCAUGGAUGAGCGCACCUGUUCAAGUUGGAAUAGUUGGCUUUUGCUUGGUAUUUGCUACACCUCUGUGCUGUGCUCUGUUUCCACAGAAAAGUUCCAUGUCUGUGACAAGCUUGGAAGCUGAGCUGCAAGCCAGGAUCCGAGAGACCUACCCUGAGUUACGGCGUGUGUACUUUAACAAGGGGUUAUAAAGCAGGUUAAGGAGCAUCUUCAGAGGAGCCUGCCUGCCGUGAGCCUGGUGUAGCCAAGUUGGAGAGGAAUAACCUGGGCGGCCGGGUUCUCGUGGUGACAGAAACCUUUUAAAGACCCAUAGAAGCCUUUAGAGUCCAGCUGCUACUUAUGGCACAGCUCCUGGGGGUGGUCUAGGGGCCUCACCUGCCAGCCCCCGCCCCUUACAUUUGAAUCAUGAUAUGAUUUACAGACACCCUUCCUGUAGCUUUUAUAGUCACUGUUUUUUCAAAGACAAUGUCCUGACUCACACCCAGAGUUUCCCAGAGCACCGCUAGGCAUAGAGUUAGAUGUUCAGUCUACUGAUUGUCAGUCAGUGAAAAGGAAAUCUGUUUAAAAUACUGAAAUUUUAUCCCAUUCUUGUUUCAAAUCAAGGAGAGCUGAGUAGUGAGUUGAGAAAACACGAAAGCCCUGAGGCUAAACUGUAAAAAAAAAAAAAAAGACUCGUAAAUAUUAAGGACAGUUUGCUUUUCUGCCCAGGUUGGGCAGGAGGCAACCUGAAGUAGAAGAUGAAUGUUUUGCAUUUGUAGGAUGAAAGCUCCUUCAUAUACCUCCUGAAAGUCAAAUAGACAAGUGUGAUACAUAGAGGCUGCUGUCAACAUCUGUAAGCGUUCCUAUUGCUGGUCGCUUUCUUUGAUUGAAUUUUAAAUUUAUUCCGUUUUAUAUUAUGAAGAUAUUAAUCUUACGUUGCACUUGUUGACUUUAUAUUCAGUCAUUUAAAUCAACUAAUUAAGUAACUGAAAUGCACAAAUGUCAAAUUUUGGGAGUCUAUUCAAAACCAGCACUACAUGACUGGGUUGAAUCUGGCUUUUUUUUUUUUUUUUAAGAAUCAAGAGGCCUCAUCUACCUGCAUCUCUUUUCUUGUUGUCCUAUGAGAUCUCUUUGGCUUUCAGAAAGCUACAGAAAUGAUGUGUAUGUGAAUCAGUGACUCAAUGGAUUUUACUUGAAUGUUGUAUAUUACAUUCCACCGUGUUUGAAAAUAACCAGCCCAUGGACCACUGUUUACAUCACCUGUCCUAGUUUCACAAGUAAUGUAUUCAAUGUAACAGAGAUUAUGCUGUAAUUCUAUAGAGGUUCAAAGGCAUAUGUGAGGUGGUUAUUUCAGUAAGUGUAGACCACUCAAUACGAUGUGUAAUUCAGAGACCUGUAAGUGGAAACAAAUGUAGAAACCAGUUUGGGCGGAUUUUUGCUGACGAUGUGAGCAGACUGAAUUUCCUCAUGAAGGCAGGAUGGCGUGCCUCGUGUCUGUGCCUCUCUUUUCUCUGAAACAGUGAGUGGGCCCGAAGCUGGGCUACUCUGGGCCCUCCUUUUGCUGCCAGAGCUUUCUCAUGCAGGCUUUCUGUCUUAAGCCAUUUGAAGCAAAAGAGCUUCCCCGUGACAUUCUGACCUUGGACGUCUUUUGUUGCCAUCUUUGCUUCUCUUUAAAAAUUGGUAAAAGCUAGAAAUUUGAGGCAGAGCUCCACGAGGUGCUUAAAGGGCACUUUUAACAAGAAACUAAGGCAACUUGAAGGGUUUCCCCAGCGGCUCAGAUGGCAAAGAGUCUGCAGUGCGGGAGACCUGGGAUCGAUCCCUGGGUCAGGAAGAUCCCCUGGAGAAGGCAAUGGCAACCCGCUCCAGUACUCUUGCCUGGAGAAUCCCAUGGACAGAGAAGCCUGGCGGGCUGCAGUGCAUGGGGUCCCAAAGAGCCGGACACGACUGAGUCACUAACGAUUUCACACUCAAGGCCUUGAAGCCUCCACCCCCCCCCACCCCUGCCUCCAGCUAACCUCAGAAUUCUUAGCCCCGGAUCAUUGGCAUUUCCAUGUUAGUCUUAACCUUCAUUGAAAAAUGAAUGGCUGGUUGAAAGGUUGACAAACUGACCAAACGUUUAAUACGUACCAGGAUGAGAGAACCAGAGCCUCGUGACAAAAGGGAACGAGGCUGGAGAUGUGUCUUUUUAAACGUUAUCUGCUGAAGCUUCUGAUUUUUGAUGCUUCUAUAGAGAAAUAUAAACUGUAAAGUUGAAUCAUGGUUUAUCAAAAGGAACAAAAUGAACCAAGGUUGGCAGUCUUUGCUGAUCUCUUAGGAAUACCUUUUCUGGAGAAAAGUUGACAUGAAGUGCAAUAAGCUUAUAAAGGUAAAUAGUUAUUAAUAUUUUGGGUAACAUAAUGAAUUAUAAGUAUGAAUGACUGGCAGCUUUUAUUUCAGUAUUAGCACAGUGUCUAGCCAGUGUUGGAGUCCAUGUAUUAUUUCAUUUCAACUGGAUGAAAUGUUAA